AUGGAAAUCCACUCACUUACGCAUAUCGCAGGCAUGGGAACUAGUCACCUCGAGUAUGGAUUCCCUUCUACGCAUUCCACCACGGCUGUCGCACAGGCAUUAGUACUGAAGCAAUGGCUAGACGAGUCUGAUAUGUCUGAUACAGUCAAGGUUGGUCUGCACUUGCUCCUCAUUAUAGCCACUUCAAGUGUGGUCUUUGGGAGAUUCUACUGUGGUAUGCACUCCUCACUUGAUUGUAUUGGUGGAGUGAUUACGGGCUAUUUAAUCUACACGACGCGGUCGCUCUUUGGUCCUUCUUACCAAGUGUUUAUCAGUAAUACGUCGUGGUUUACCCCUCUUUCGCUUACUGUAGUGUGUCUGUAUGCUAUACAUGCACACGUCGAACCAGCAGAAGACAAUCCAGCAUUCGAAGAUUCAGUUGCGUUCAUAUCAGUAUUCCUUGGAAAUGGUAUAGGAGAGUGGUUUGCCAAUACCAACGGAUACGGACACAGUACGUAUUUCGUUACGAAAUUGCAAGGCUGGGAGUGGUAUCUGGCCUCGUUGCUCAAGUAUCCGCUCGGAGUGGGGAUGAUAUUUCUCACUAGAUUACUCACCAAGCCGUUUAUGCAAGUGUCUCUGCCGCCAAUGUUCAGGCUGCUGCACAGGGUGGUUACACUGCCGAAUCGAAGAGAAUUUGUGCCUGCGACGGAGUACACUGAUUACAGAAACUCAAAUGACAAACUCGAUCCUGUACCAUCUGUCGUUGAUCUCAGACAGUUGCAACAGAGGAAGGAGGAUGCAGCACAGACGCCGCAGCCACUGCCAGAACGGUUCAGUGGACGUCACUAUGAUGCUGAGGUGAUGACACGGGUAGUGGCAUACGCAGCUAUGGGAUUCGUAGGUACGAUAGUGUCGCCGAUAGUGUUUGAGAAGCUUGGGUGGGGCUUGUAUUGA
Molecule: messenger RNA, 933 nt
Organism: Wallemia ichthyophaga EXF-994
Lineage: Eukaryota; Fungi; Basidiomycota; Wallemiomycetes; Wallemiales; Wallemiaceae
Product: Dihydrosphingosine 1-phosphate phosphatase
Exons: 5
Coding region: 1-933 (310 amino acids)
Cellular component (GO): endoplasmic reticulum membrane
Molecular function (GO): sphingosine-1-phosphate phosphatase activity
Source: RefSeq, a predicted model, not a curated record